Messenger RNA from Myripristis murdjan (pinecone soldierfish), 4014 nucleotides. RefSeq names its product TLE family member 2, transcriptional corepressor a (gene tle2a). The coding region runs from base 550 to 2940 and encodes 796 amino acids. Gene Ontology annotation, biological process: regulation of DNA-templated transcription; negative regulation of canonical Wnt signaling pathway. Gene Ontology annotation, molecular function: protein binding; transcription corepressor activity. The record is from RefSeq and is a predicted model, not a curated record. Gene Ontology annotation, cellular component: nucleus; transcription regulator complex. NCBI's taxonomy places the organism in Eukaryota, Metazoa, Chordata, Actinopteri, Holocentriformes, Holocentridae. The transcript has 20 exons.
UUAUGUCCCAGUGAAGAUCAGAGAAGGGGGGAGUGAGAGAAGUGAGGGACUGGGAGUGUUGUGUGAAAAGAGUGCAGGGCAACGAGCGAGACAAAAGAGGCUGCGGCUGCAUUGAAUGUGCUGGUGGUGUGUCCGUCUCCGAAGCCACAAGCAAGCCCACAUUUCCCCCUGGCCUUUAUGCUAUAGACGGCGAGAAUAUAUACCGGGGAAGGGAAACCGUUUGCGAUACUGUAAUUGUCGGAAGUGCGAAGUUGAGGACUUGGAAGAAACCCCUCGGACCGCCGGGUGCAUCUCUCCUUUUACUACACGUCGAGUGCAGUGCAGUGUGGGUUGGAGAUAUAACCCAGAACAAAGGAGUCUUGAAGCAAGGAAUGAGCGAGCCGAGACUAGCUUUGCCAUUACCUUUGAAACCAGGCCAAAUGCCUCUCUGAAACCGACAAUAGCACAUCGUCUGCUCUUACUUCUCGACGAACCUUUUCGCCCUCAGAGAGAGAAAGAAGAUAGGGGGAAAAACACAGAGAGACGUACACGCAUAAGUCGGCGGCUACAAUGUUUCCUCAAAACCGACCACCGGCACCUCUGCAGCCACCUCCGGGGUCCUCAGCCUCUGCCGCGGCGGCUGCUGCUGCUGCAGCAGCAGCAGCCGCCUCCGGGACACCCCAGUCACUGAAACUAACCUACCCAGAAACUCUGGACCGCAUCAAGGAGGAGUUCCAGUUCCUCCAAACCCAGUACCACAGUUUGAAGCUGGAAUGUGAGAAACUGGCCACAGAAAAGACUGAGAUCCAGAGACACUACGUUAUGUAUUAUGAGAUGUCCUAUGGCCUUAACAUUGAAAUGCACAAACAGACGGAGAUUGCCAAGCGGUUGAACGUGAUCUGUGCUCAGCUCAUCCCAUUCCUGUCACAGGAGCACCAACAACAGGUGGUCCAGGCCAUGGAGCGCGCCAAGCAGGUGACUAUGGGGGAGUUAAAUGCGUCGAUAGGGGUACGUGGACUCCCCCCUCUGCCUCAUACACAGCAGCUUCAGGCUCAGCACCUCUCCCAGCAUGCCCAGGGCCUGCCAAUGGGUCCGCACCCGUCAGGACUGCCCCACCCUGGCCUGGCGCUAGGCGGGGGGUCUGGCCUGUUGGCCCUCUCCGGGGCGCUGGGUGCCCAACUGGCUGCCAAGGAUGAGAGGGCCCACCUAGAGGCAGCAGCUGCCGCCGCUGCAGCAGAGCACCACAGAGAUCGUGAAGCAGGACCGAGCUCUCUGUCCAACGGGGAUAAGGGUCGCGCGGCAGACUACCUCAGCAACGGGAAGAAGAGGAAAGCCGACGAAAAGGAGUUCAUGACAGACUAUGGCAGCGAUGCGGAUAAGAGUGAUGAUAAUUUGGUGGUGGAUGAGGACCCGUCGUCCCCACGCAGCGUGCAGUCCUACUCGUCCAGGGAGAACGGCCUGGACAAGAUGCCCCCGUCCCGCAAAGAAGGCCCCCCGCAGGCCAGCCCCACCUCGCUGGCCUCCUCCAGCAGCGCUGCCUCCCCCUCCCGCAGCAAGGAGCCCCCACAGAGGGAGAAAUCCAGCACCCCAGGCAUGAAACCAGGGACUCCCAUGUCUCAAGAGUCCAACACCCCAGGACCCAGCGGCCCCCCGCAGUUCCGCCCGGUCCCUGGCAAGCCUGGUGUGGACCCACUGGCUCUGGGUCUGAGGAACCCCCUGGCAGUGCAGGGUGCCUACCCCCCCGGGGCUUUCGGCCUGCCCCCUCCAGGGGUGAACGGGGAGCUGCCCGGGGCGGCAGGCUACGGCGCCGGCCUCCACCUGGUCUCCCCCCAGAUGAAUGGAUCUGCAGCGGCUGCCGCCGCCGCUGCAGCCGCCGCCGGCUACGGACGACCCCCCGUGGUAGGUUAUGAGUCCCCGCACCCGCAUAUGAGGGUCCCCGGGCUGCCUGCCAGCCUGCAGUCGGCCGCCUCAGGAAAACCCGCCUACUCGUUCCAUGUGAGCGCGGACGGCCAGAUGCAGCCGGUGCCCUUCCCCCCCGACGCCCUGCUGGGCCCGGGCAUCCCGCGCCACGCCCGUCAGAUCCACACCCUGAACCACGGAGAGGUGGUGUGCGCCGUCACCAUCAGCACCUCCACGCGCCACGUCUACACCGGAGGCAAGGGCUGCGUCAAGGUGUGGGACAUCAGCCAGCCGGGCAGCAAGAGCCCCAUGGCCCAGCUCGACUGUCUGAACAGGGAUAACUACAUCCGCUCCUGCAAGCUGCUCCCCGACGGGCGGACCUUGAUUGUGGGCGGGGAGGCCAGCACGUUGUCGAUCUGGGACUUGGCCACGCCCACUCCGCGCAUCAAGGCGGAGCUAACGUCGUCUGCCCCGGCCUGCUACGCUCUGGCCAUCUCCCCUGACAACAAGGUCUGCUUUUCCUGCUGCAGUGAUGGAAACAUCGUGGUCUGGGACCUUCACAACCAGACCCUGGUCAGGCAGUUCCAGGGUCACACAGACGGGGCGAGCUGCAUCGACAUCUCCAACGACGGCACCAAGCUGUGGACGGGAGGGCUGGACAACACGGUCCGCUGCUGGGACCUCCGAGAGGGACGGCAGCUGCAGCAGCACGACUUCACCUCGCAGAUCUUCUCUCUGGGCUACUGUCCGACAGGCGAGUGGCUGGCUGUGGGCAUGGAGAGCAGCAAUGUGGAAGUGCUGCACGUCUCCAAACCUGAUAAGUACCAGCUGCACCUCCACGAGAGCUGCGUGCUCUCCCUCAAGUUCGCCUACUGCGGUAAAUGGUUCGUGAGCACAGGCAAAGAUAACCUCCUGAACGCGUGGCGGACGCCUUACGGAUCCAGCAUAUUCCAGUCCAAGGAGUCUUCGUCGGUCCUUAGCUGUGAUAUCUCCCCUGACGACCAGUUCAUCGUCACCGGCUCCGGGGACAAGAAGGCCACAGUCUACGAAGUCAUCUACUGAAGAGAAGUCUCAUUGGCUGAAAAUAAGUAAAUAAGUAAUCAGGGGGUGGAGCCCAGGCUCCCCCCUGCACCAAUGACUGUACAGAGAGUCGGCGGCAUGGAAACAAGAGACACUCACUUGUACUUUGUUGUUUUGUUUACGUUUGUGAAAAGGAUGACAGAGAGUAGGAGAGAGAAAGAGAAAGAAGCAAGGGGCACAAAGUCACAUCUCUGGAAAAAAAAACAAACUUUGUUUUUAAUGCUCUGAGAACGCUGGUUAGUCUAUAGCUGCGCAAUUGUGGGAUUCCUCCAAAGAACUUUUUUUUUUUUCGUUUUUUGUUUUUGUUUCUUUUCCUUUUUUUAACAAAAUAAAACCUCUGUAGUGAACAAGAAAUUAGCAAAAAAAAAAUCUUAUUUUUUUAGGCUUUGAAUUUCUCAAACAGUUGGACCACAUUAAGUGGAUAGAAGGAAAGGAAGAGGCAGACAGACAGACAGAAAGGACAGAGGAAGUGUGGAAAGGGGAGGCCUGGAAGCUCAAAUGGAAAAAUACAGUCCAUACUCCUGUGCUGUGUAACGUCCCAGCCUGGGUCAGCUUGGCCCGGCCCGGCCCGGUCCUCCAGCACAUGGCUGCUCCUCGGGGUAGCAGAUGCGUGGCAGAUGGCAGGACAGUAUGCUGUGAGGUUCCAACUAUUUUUUUCCUCCUGGUUAGGUUUCAGCAGCAACAUGAUUGUAUUGUCUCUGGUACAUACAUGAAAAGGGCUGGGUUUCCCCCAACGUGUCCUAAGAGCAAGUUCAUUUUUCCAAAAGAACAAAGAUGAACUUCUUCUUGAGGCGCUUUUCGGAAACUCGGCCCCCGAACAGAACAGAAAACCACUACCCAAGGACACAAACAAGACAUCAGUGCUCAUAACAGGUACUCUUCAAGUUCAGGGAAGUGGCUACUACGACAUCAUCAUCAUUAACACUCAACAUUCAGUGUGUUUUUCUAUUGUAUUUGUUAGGGCACAUAGGCAGACAGGUAUUUUCACAACUGCAUCGUGAACCUUGACCUUGCUAUAUAUGGACAUGUAAAUAAAGUUCUCUAAAGGCAAACAGA